Molecule: messenger RNA, 470 nt
Organism: Meloidogyne enterolobii
Lineage: Eukaryota; Metazoa; Nematoda; Chromadorea; Rhabditida; Meloidogynidae
Source: the annotation of a GenBank genome assembly
UUAAGGAGAUGCAAAAAAUUGAAGAGAGAACUCAUCCGGAAUAUUUGGAAGAUGCAGUAAAGACAGAUGAUCAAGGUAAACCGGUGCCCAUUCCUGCGCCCGUAAUUACAGAUGAAAUGGUUGAAGUUGUCAAGGACAGACAUGACUAUGAGCAGGACAAGGCCAGAGAGUCAGCGGAAAAUGAAAGAAAAGAUAAAGAGUUGAAAGAAACCAAGGAGCAAUUAAAGCAUGCAAGAAGAAUAGAUAAGUAUGGAGAACCUAUACCCCUUGAGCAGCCAAUAGAUGAAGAGGAAGAUACAGUAGAUGAGGAAGGUUUCGAAGAAGAAGAAAAAAGAUGGGAGGAGAAAAGUAGGGGAACCCCAGUAUUAGACUUGGAUUCUUCAGAAGAAAUUAUACCAACAGAUGAGAUAUUUGAGGAGCAAAAGGAUGAGCAAAGAAACGGAGUCUCAAGCAAAAGAUUUAUAUUCUGA